Molecule: messenger RNA, 1266 nt
Organism: Adineta steineri
Lineage: Eukaryota; Metazoa; Rotifera; Eurotatoria; Adinetida; Adinetidae
Source: the annotation of a GenBank genome assembly
AUGAUAGAAAACUCCGAUAAUGUUUCACAACAACUCGAUGUUGAAGAACAGACGGAACUCAUGUAUAAAGAUGAUACCAUAUGGACUGCUGUCUUCAAUGCUGACAAAAAUGCAAUUGAAGGUUUGAUUAAUAAUGAUCCAAAUGUUAUCAAUAUGAGAGGUGCUGUUGGUGAAUGUCCAAUCCAUAUGCUUUUUCUAUAUGGAUCAGAUGCACAUCUGGAAAUAGCUCAAGAUCUUAUUUUACGAUAUCCAACAAUCGUUACACAAAUUUAUAAUAAACCUGUGUACUAUGGUGAAAAUAUUCUUCAUAUUUCCAUUGUUAAACGUAAUCCAGCUAUGGUCGAAUGGUUACUUGGUAAUGAACAAUUAGAACAUUAUCGAGAACGAUUAUUGUCAGCUACGGCUACGGGCGAUUUCUUUAAAAUAGGACAACCAUCUUAUUAUGGUGAAAGUCCACUUGGAUUUGCUUGUUGCACUAAUCAAUGGGACAUUGUUGAAAUUUUACUCAAAUAUGGUGCCGGUAUGAAUACGACAGAUAGCAACGGUAAUACAAUUCUACAUAUGCUUGUUAUAUGCAGUUUACCUGAAAUUUAUGCUAAAUUCAAAGCACGUUGGAUUGAAAAACAAACACCUACUGGCAUUACUGAUACUGUUAAUAAUCAAUUGUAUACAUUAAAAACAAUAAGAAUAGAGAAAUUAUGGAAUCGUUUGAAUAAUGAUAAUUUAACGCCAUUGACAUUAGCAGCUGAUUUAAGUCGAGGGAAAAUGUUAUCAUGGUUACUUUCUGAACGUAAAAUAGUACAAUGGUCUUAUGGAGAUGUUUCAUGUAUAUUACAUCCACUCGAUCAACUUGAUUUAGAUUUUCAAAAAAAUGAUAAACAAAAUCCACUUUGUGUACUUGAAGUAAUCAUUAAAAACAAUGAUACAGAAUUAAUACAUCCUAUUCUUACAUCUUUAAUUGAUCAGAAAUGGAAACAUUUUGUUUAUCGAAGUUUUAGUCAACGAUUUAUUUUCACAUUUAUGUAUUUACUUACUUUUCUUGUGACAACAAUUUUAGAACAAUCACGAAUAGAAACGUCAGAAGAUCCUAGUGAUGAAAUCAAUACGAAAAAUUUUAAUCGUUCUCGUUAUAUGCUUUGUUCAAUUGGUCAUACUAUUGUAAUAGCCGGUGCUGUAUUGAAAGGUGGACGUGAAAUAAAAGAAAUGUCUACUAUGGGUAUGAACAAUUAUUUAAAAACUACAGCAAGUGGACUUUGUUUUUUUUAA